Andrographis paniculata is the source of this 2720-nucleotide messenger RNA. RefSeq names its product F-box protein At2g16365-like. The coding region runs from base 363 to 2441 and encodes 692 amino acids. Lineage: Eukaryota; Viridiplantae; Streptophyta; Magnoliopsida; Lamiales; Acanthaceae. The record is from RefSeq and is a predicted model, not a curated record. Gene Ontology annotation, biological process: regulation of photomorphogenesis. The transcript has 4 exons.
CUCGUAGCCACACACCACAACUCUGUAUACACCUGCUUAAUAAUUGACCCCUCUCUUUCUCUCUCUCACUCUCUCCUUGCUCCAAUUUUCUAUUGUUUCCCUUUCCCGGCUAGUUUCAGAUUCCAUCUUCGGAGACAUCCAUAGGCAGCUGAAUUCGGGCGUUUGCUUGCUUUUCGAGGUUUAAUAUUCAUUUUUGUUGGUCAAUAUGAUCUGGUUUUUAAGGUCGCAAGGGAAUUUGCUGCAUCUUGUGGAAGAUUUUGGUCUGUACUUGGUGCGCGUCUGCGUGUAGAUAGUUUGUGUUGUAGAUGAAAUUUUGAAGAUGAAGAUUUAAACGGAAUCCGAGUUUUAUAUUCCUGCAAAAGAUGAGUUCAGCUACGGAUAGUCCUGGGAAGAGUAGACAAGUUGUAGAAACAUACCAGCCUGUUUGGAUGGCUCAUUGGAUCCGACCACUCAGUAAUGCAGCAGCAGAGAGAUGUAAGGCCACCGGUGCUUUUGCAGAUGAUCAAUGUCAUGUUGUAUCUAGAACCAGUGAUUUCUCAAAUGCAUUGGAACCUGCUAGGAAUGUCAACAAAUUAAAGGUGGUUGACCCUAAGACCAUUGAAUCUAUAAAAAGCUUGGAAAAUCAGAUUCCAUGCCAAGAAACUGAUAGUGAGGAAGCAUCAAGACAAGAGUUUGGUCACAACCCUGAGCGAGGGAAAGCCAUUAAGUUUAAAACUGGGAAUCAGUUAUCUUCUGGGAUUCCAGCUGCCAAUGAAGCAUAUUUUGAGAGAUGUUAUCCUCCAGGUGAAGGAACUUCGAAAAAUCCCCAAAAUUGGGUAAAAGCUCAUUCAUCUACAGACUUUGCAUCAAUAAAGCUUUCUAAGGAAGCCUUUGAAUCAUCGGCUCAUAUUCAGCCACACUCCAAUCUUGAAAGCCUCAACUUUGGCACAGGAAAAGCCGUAGCAUCUCUAUUGUUUAAGAGACCUUCUGUUUUAGCAGAUGAUCAACUGCCAAAUCCUAAAUUGAGAAUGCUUAAACACGAUCACUGCUGCAAGGACGGGUCAUUCAGGAAUUUUAAUAAAAUUUCACUAUUUAAUUCUCCAUCCAUGAAUGAGAAACAUCUUCCAUUGGUUGGUCAAGACCCUCUUCCAGAGGUGCAGAAGUGUCCAGGUAUCCCACUGCUUCCAAGACAACAGUUCAUAGCUUCAGAGAACACAGAAUCAAAGCAAUCACAUUACAAUUUUUACUCCAUACAGAAGCUGCCGACUUGUGUUCAAGAUAUAGAAACGAUGAGAAUAUGCACCACUGUGGAUUCAGUAGAAGCUACUCCUGAAGGUUUUCCUAGAAUUUCAAAGACCACUAACAGUUUGCUAAUCACAAAAAAGACUGAUGCCGAUUUGUCAAAGAACCUUUUUAGAAAGAAACAGUUGAUUACUGAAAUGAAUGGGAAAUCACCUCGUGAUAUUCAUACUCAUAGUAUGUGGCCAUUUUCCAGUCAAGGCAAUAGAGGAGUCACACUGCAACCUCUUUGUAGUUCUUCCAACAGUGGUGAGAAAAUAUAUGUUGAAGAUGCCAAAGCUUCUAAAGCUUCUAAAGUCACAAUAAAAAACGAAUCAUCAGCGGAUACAGAUACCAUGGACAUGGAUAUUUUUAAGGAGGAAAAUUCAAAUUCUGGUGGAAAUUGUAACCCCUCAAUUAAGAUUGAUGCUGUUGCUUCCCAAGAAUUUGGAUGUCACCAGAAAAACACGGGGAUACCUGAUAUCAACCUAGACCUACCUGCAUUGCCAGCUAGCACAAGCUCAUCAGAGAAUGCUCAUGGUAGCCCGUCAAGGACGCAAAGUUUGGAGAUUGACAUGGUCCAGGCAGAGGCGGAGCAGCCUAAGCGUAAAUCCAACCCUUGUAUGGACGAAACUGAUCCAAUCAUGAGAUGGGUGAAGCGGCUGAAGCUGAGAUCUCCGAGCCCAAGUUCAGGUGAAAACUCUUCUUCCGAAAAAAUGGGGAAGCUUUUAAGAAUAGUGGAUAGUGGCGUUGUUAGCUCAGAACCAACUCCACCCAAAGAAGUAAGCACCCCAACCCCAACCCCAACCCCAACGGAGAUUAUGUCAGACACAGAGACUACUACGACGUUAAAGGAGAAGAGGCGGUUGCUGCUUUCGCAUGGUUGGAUUAAAAGAUGGUUGCAGCAGCAGAAAAAUGAUGAGUGUAAGGAGACCGCUACUACUACUAAAACACUAAGCAAAGAAGGUGAAGGUAUAGGUGGUGAGGGUCAACGUGAGGAGGACAUCGAUAACAAGGAGGAGGAGGGGGAGGAGGAGUUCCCUCGAAGGAGGGGGAGGAGGAGCAUUGCAGCGAUGGCCCUGAUGGGAAAAGCUUUGAAUGGUUUGCAGUCGUGUGAGCUCCAAAAGCAGGGGUCUUUAACGGUCUGGAAUGUCCAAGGCAUUCUCGAAACGAAAACACUCUAGUACUAGUACUGGUGGUGGUUGUUGAUCAGAUCAGAUCAACUCAUCUUCUCUUCUCUUCUCUUGUCUUGGCUGCCACUCACUCCUCCAAAUGACAUGCUUUCAUCUUCCUUAUAUAAGUAACUCUCUCUAAGUUUCUCCUCAUGUUAGUUGAGUUACCACACGCUGUUGUUUGUUUGUUGUAUUUUGAUUUGUUUGUUUUGUGUACUCGUCUUUUUGUUUUUCUUUAUUUCUCUGAGCGUGGAAUAGUUUAUGAAAUGAUAUAAGUAAAUAUUGAUGUGA